CCCCACUGAUGCAUCCGCUGUACGUCAGGCCGGAAAUGCUGGGGAGGGCCUCCCCCCAGCACAGCUCCUGCAGCACCAGGACUUGCUCUAGCAGCACCCAGCAAUGGCUACAAUGCAGCGGUGCCCACGACCCCCCGGGCUGGUGCUGCUGGCGCUGCCAGGGCUGGUAGCUGCCUCAGAGCCAACAGCCAGCUACAGCGACCGGUCCGUGGGGACCCUGCUGUGCAUCCUGCUGUGCCUGGCUGUGGGGCUGGCCCUGGCCUGGCACCAUCUCUGCCGCCUCUCUGCUGGGCGCUACCACCCCCGGUCCCUGGGCCAACGGGCACUGGCGCUGCUGCAGGGCUGCUGGAGGUGCCUGCAGGGCUGUGGCCGACCCGGGGCACAGGGCCUGGAUAGAGCCAGGAAUGAGGCGGGGAUCCCCUGCAACGAGGAGGAGCUGAUGCCAUGGCCCCAGGACCAGCACCGGCAGAAUGAGGACAAUGAAGAGGAGGAGGAGGGGGAGGAGGAAGAGGUGGCCACAGCAGCCCUGGGCAUGGAGGCAGACCCAGGCCCGGAGCCCGCGGACCCAGAGGAGAGCCCCCCAUCCUUGGGGAAGCCAGCGGGGGGCAGUGCCGAGGCCCUGCUCAGCGACCUCCAUGCCUUCUCAGGGACAGCCGCCUGGGGGGACACACGGCCCCAUGUCACCGCCCUCUGAGGCCAAGCAGGGCAUGGCCAGGGGGACACCCUGCUUGCGGGGUCCUCCAGUCCCAGGGGAUGCCUUACCCCUGGGGAAACCCUGCCCAGGGUGAUGCCCUGCCCCAUCAUAUGCCGAACCCCAGACCCUGCUGUGCCCCCACCCUGGGCACCUGCCCCCUACCCCCAGCAGAGGCUCCUUGCUGGCUGCGCAGGUGCAGUGACCCGCCAAUAAAAGAGCAGAUCUGCCCUUC
This is a messenger RNA of Rhea pennata, 926 nucleotides long. RefSeq names its product protein tyrosine phosphatase receptor type C associated protein (gene PTPRCAP). Lineage: Eukaryota; Metazoa; Chordata; Aves; Rheiformes; Rheidae. Bases 104 to 694 code for a protein of 196 amino acids. The record is from RefSeq and is a predicted model, not a curated record. The transcript is spliced from 2 exons.